AUUAUCUGACUACUGAAAUAAACUUCUAAUGGGCAAACCCAAAUAAUUUUUCUUGAUGAAACUUCAUUUUUCCAAUAUUAGAGAAUAAGCAGAACAAUGGAUGCUAAAAAUUAGCCAAAAAGAGUACAAUAUUAUCGUCCUUAAGUACAACUACUUUGAUAAGAGCUAUUAGUAUAAAAGGGUUUUUAGGCUAUCAGAUAGUGAUAGGAAAUAUUAUGUUUAAGUAAAACAAUAUGUCAGAAGUGGGAGCUUUUAUAGUGAAUUGUAGAUCUGUCUUUAAUUUCUCCCAAAUUCAAAAAUUUAGAAACAUUUUUAUGUACAAAAAGAUAAUGAAUAUCAAAACAAUCAUGUCCAUGUUGAUGAUCUAUAUCUAAUUUAAACUUAGAUUCGAAUUUUCAAUGUAUGUGCAGUCCAGGUUAAUUCUGGAACUAAAAUAGUUUCUAAAUGUUUUUAAACAUGUUUAACUUGUAUCAACAAUUAAUUUCAUUGUCUGAGUUGUGAAUAAAAAUUAAAUCAAAUUUUAAUAAUAAUAAUAGAUGUGCGUGUACAGACAAUUAUUUUGAAAGUGAUAGUGAAGCUUGAAUUUCAUGUUUAGAUUAAUUGGAUAAAUCAUAAGAAAUUUGUAAAUACUAGGAUUGUAAAGAUUAAAUUUGGAAAUAUGGAGAAGAAUGUAAUGAUGGAAAUUAUAUAAAUAGAGAUGGUUGUUCUAAUUGUAAGAUUGAUUAGAAUUACUCUUGUUCUAAUAAAAUACUAUAAUCGAUUUGCUUUUAAUGGUUGAAU
Molecule: messenger RNA, 780 nt
Organism: Paramecium sonneborni
Lineage: Eukaryota; Ciliophora; Oligohymenophorea; Peniculida; Parameciidae
Source: the annotation of a GenBank genome assembly